CCCAUUCAACCACUCGCCUCUCUGUUCCAGUGUGUUUACUACACUGCCGAGCAUAAGGGAGACACUCGUCUUCACAUGCACUGAACCCACUAAGAAAAACAGUUUUUAGUUGUAUUUUGUAAGAACACCUCCAAGAGAUCAACAUGCCCAAGAGAAAGUCACAGGGAACAGAAGGCGGAGAGAAGGAGGAGCCCCAGAGGAGAUCAGCUCGGUUAUCGGCGAAGCCCGCCCCACCUAAGCCGGAGCCGAAGGUGAAGAAGCCGGCAAAGAAAGAAAAGGCUGUGAACGAUAAGAAGGAGGACAAGAAGACCAAGAAAGCGAAGGAGAACGCCGAAGCAGAGGCGAACGAAGAAAACCACUCUGAGAACGGCGAGGCCAAGACCAACGAGGUGGAGGCAGCUCCCGAGGAGGCCAAGGAGGAGGCCAAGUCCGAGUAGCACCACUGCCCACGCUUCCUCCUCCUCUACAACCACCUCUCCUCAGAUCCCUCCCAACCAACCAGCCAGCCAGCCCUCCCCACCCCCAAGUCUCUCACGUGGUUUCCCUCCAAGGCGUAUUGUUAACAGAGGAAUAUUUUUAUCAAUGAUUUUAUAAGUAUCCGUACAGAUUUUUAGCACAAAAAGCAAAGCUGAUUAUGGAGCGCCUUGCAGAUUUGCAGUGGUCAUAUCAAGUGUCUGCAAGCAAGAUAAACACACUAAAAUCUUUUUUAAAUGGCAUUUCAUGAUUAUUGAAGGCUUGUUUGGUGUAGAAAGCGCAUCCCUGCCAGAUUGGCUAUGUCGUGAGUUGUGUAUUAGUGUGUUUUUUCCCCUCCUUUCCCCGCUCUGCCCCUCCCUCCCCUUUUCUUCCUCCACGGAUUAGACUCUCCUUCCCCGACAGUUCGGCCUUUAUCCAUGUUUUAUUAACGGUUCAGCCAUGUUAAUGUGGGUGAUUCUUUUAGACCUCUAAAUGUGCAGUGAGUUUCCCUUUGCUUCUGUCUCAUGGUCUCGUUUCCUUUCUCUCUCUCUCUUUCUCUCUCUCUCUAUUUUUUUCUUUUUUUUUUCAAAGAAAUUGUGUUUUAAACAAAACAAACAAACAAAAAAAAAAGCGUGUUUAAGCGUGUUGUCCAUAAGAAAGAGGAAGACGAACAUGUGAAACAUUCCGGGAACAGCCUCCAACCCGUCUCCUAGACGACCCUGCGUGUAAAACAGCUCCUGCUCCAUCCAGGCUGUGUCGGCGUCAGCUUUUCUAAACACUCUGUUUUUGGGUUUUCUUUCUUUAUUUUGUUUUCUUUAAAAAAAAAAAAAAAACAGUUGAAUUUGGAUCCCUCCUCUGACAAAUGCAGGUGUCUGGUCCCUCUCUUAUGUUCUGAAAUUCUCUUAAUAAAAAGAAGUCCUGGGAAUUUUCCUCGAA
Molecule: messenger RNA, 1389 nt
Organism: Cololabis saira (Pacific saury)
Lineage: Eukaryota; Metazoa; Chordata; Actinopteri; Beloniformes; Belonidae
Product: non-histone chromosomal protein HMG-14A-like
Exons: 6
Coding region: 144-437 (97 amino acids)
Biological process (GO): chromatin organization
Cellular component (GO): chromatin; nucleus
Molecular function (GO): nucleosomal DNA binding
Source: RefSeq, a predicted model, not a curated record